Molecule: messenger RNA, 5692 nt
Organism: Anneissia japonica
Lineage: Eukaryota; Metazoa; Echinodermata; Crinoidea; Comatulida; Comatulidae
Product: transmembrane protein 45B-like
Exons: 3
Coding region: 243-1085 (280 amino acids)
Source: RefSeq, a predicted model, not a curated record
GUUUUUAGUAAUAAAAUGCUAAAAACCGAUGUUGUUAAGCAGAAUCUGAAUGAAGAAACAUCGUAAGAUAUUGUUAGGAGCACACAGUAGGCAGAAUCAGUGGGACCCAGCUGGCAUGAUUUGUCUAGACCUGCUGAUUCGAUCAGGAGUCUCCCACAUUUUCAUGCAUUCUUUCUCUGUGUCCCAAAUUUUCAGAAAACCAAAAAAGAUAUAUACCGUAUACUGUACUGUAGUACCAGACAAUGGGAACGUUUUUAGGCCAUGUAGCCCCAGGCUCCUUCUUUAUUUGUUUUGCUAUUUGGUGGAUCAUCCAACUGUCAUACCAUGAAAAUGGUGCAGUGCAUCGUAAGAAGAGUGCCCUCAUGCGUCUACUCAGCAGACUUCCCAUUGAAGCCAUUGUUAUUAUCAUCUUUGCCAUCGCAGGAGUAAUUGGAGAAAUGUCAUACCCAUCCCCAAAAUGGACUCUCGUAGGAGCAGAUGGUGAAUUUCAGUACUCAGUUGAGUGGCAGCAUUGCACGAUGUAUACAUAUUUUGGCUUGUAUGGAAUGAUUAUGGCACUAUCAAAAACGGCAUUACCGUCAGUCAAAAGGUAUGAGAAGAUUUUCGGUGCUAUUGCCUUUGCUGUAGAAGGGAUGAUAUUCUAUUUUCACGUUCAUCAUCGAAGUGAACUUGAUGUGCAUCUUCACAUCAUGUUGGUAAUCGCUAUCUUUGGAUGUUUCUGUGGUGUUCUCGGAGAAGCGUGGGGUAGUGAUGAGAAAUUUUUUAAAAUCAUGCGAAUAACAUGUACAAUGCUGCAAGGCACAUGGUUCUGGAUGAUAGCCAUCGUCUUAUACAACCCACCUUCAGGUGAACCUUGGUCUCGGGAAGACCAUAAAAACGUCAUGUUUAUAACUGUAGCUUUCACGUGGCAUCUUCUAAUGGAUAUGUUUUUUCUCACAGUCGUUUAUUGCAUUGUAGCAUUUGUACUUCGCUUCUUUUCUUAUGAAAGAAAAUAUGCAUUGGUGGGCCAGUCAAAUCAUAAUGACAUUUCUCUGGCACUAAUCAAGAAUGAUAAUCAUACUGAUGAAUGUUUUGAUAGUGAAUAAAUCUGGUUUGUUAAAGAGUGUAAUUUUAUUAUCAAAUGCCAACUCCUAAAAUAAGAUUUUGUUAGAUAAUUAAUGAUAUCUUAUGAAUUUCACUAUUGAAUGUAGCUUUCAAAUUCAAAAAUACUUUAUUAUCCAAAAGUAAAUUCAUUUUGCCAUGGCAUAAUACUUACUACAGUAAUCAAAGGUAAAACCAGUAUUUAGAUGUACAGUACCUUCUACACAUGUCUUUAAUUGUUAGCGUAUUGUAAACUUGAUAGAUUAUUGGUGUAUUUCUGGAUAUGUGUGCACACUUCUGGUUAAAUGGGCUUUCUUUGUUUAUGAAUUGUGACUUAUUUGACCUGCAAUUGAUCAGAGCUUAGCAUGGCAUUGUUUUGUACCUUUUUUCAUGCUUGUCCCUUCCCUGUUUAGUUUAUGGGCUCCUCAUAUGUACAUUUUUGUACUGUAUCAAAUAUUUUCAAUUUUAAUUCAAUAUUAUUAACUUUUGUCUGUAUUGUUUUAUACAAAUGAUGCUAGUUUUGUUCGUUGGUGGCGCUCUUCAUAAGUAAUCAAUAGAGUUCCUCUAUAGAUAGAGUUGCAACAUGAGCGGUUCAGGUCUUACUGUAGAUUACUAGAUGCCCUCAGUCUGUCAUAUUGGGGCCAACAUCUGAAGACAGUGGUGCAUGUAACCAACAAAAAUAAGAUAUGUUUUGAGGCUAAAUUCUUGACCUCAUGUUAUUUAAAAUUCAUAACUACAUAACGAAGGGCCGUAUCACAUUAUUUUUUCAGGAAAAUGUUGUUAAGGCUAUUCUACACCACUAUGAUUGGAAAAAAUUAACAACAUUCUUCAACCUCUAAAUUCAAGAUGGGUAAAGAAGAGCCUAAGUAGUGUAUUAAAAUAGGCCUCAGUACAGACGUAGUACUACACGUUAGUACUACUAGACUACUAGCUAAUACUAUUUCAGCUACCGUAUGACUUUCUCUUAUUAUACUAUAGUUAUUUUGGAGAUACCCUUGGACUGGCACCCUAGCUAGAGGCUUGCCACAAAUACCCAUUUACUUACGAAUUUCAGUUGUCCUGUGCAUAAGUAAGAGGCCUAGGCCUAGUCGCCUACUAUUUUUAGAACAAACCUAAAUGAACGCGAUGCUGUAUGCCUAGCUAAGGCGUUACACUAUUUUAGUCAAGCAAAAACUACGUUUAAUAUAAUAAUUAUUAAUAGCCUAUUGAGAAUCAAUUUCUUUUUGAAUUUAUUUAUGCAAUCGUCACACUGUAGCAUAGGCAUUACGUUUGUUCAUAAUAAUAAUAAUUUGCAAUUUGUAUAGCGCUUCCCGUUGGACCAACCUUGAGGCGCUUGACAACAACGGAAGGAAACGGACAAGAAAAAAAAAAACAUGCAUACAAUGGCCCCCAAUAUGACACCACAAGUGGCUCAUGUUGCAACUUUCUUUCAAAUUAUAGGACCUCUAGUAAUCAAAGUAUAAUUAUUGUAACUUAUGACCUUGAAUGUCAUGUGACAAGAAAAGGUGAUUUCAAAGCAUUUUAUCUUUAGUUUAAGCAUGUGUACAAUGGUACACAGUGUAUGCAUUUAAUACUCUGUUGUAAUUUACUGUGUCAAUUAAUUGUUGAUUGAUGAGUUAGAUGUGAAGGGAUAUGAUUCUAUAGAUUUAAUAUAUUCCCUAGUAACCUGUACGGUAAAUCAGUUGCAUUAAUGUAGAAUGGUCAGCCUAUUGAGUCAAUUUAAAUUUAUAUCAUAGUGCUCUAUACUAUAAUAAUAGUUUUUAACGUACAGUAUUUUCCUCUAAAAACUAAACAUAAAUUUUAAAUUUUGAAAUAUUUUCCUUGAGAAAUUGGUUGGCAAAAUAUUUUUAAAUGCUCAAUGGGAGAAUUUGCUUUUCAGCAAUACAGGUAUUUUUGACUGUCUUAUUUUUUAUACUCAGAAUAGUUUACUGUACAUGUAAAGCCAGGCACUCACUGCGUUCUUCAUAGAAUCUUGUCGGCUGAAGACCUUCGGGUGCAGUGAAUCCCAGGCUUAAGGGAUGGGGAGGGGGGAGAGAAGGUUGCUGUGGGCUGUCUUAUUUUAUGUUGCAAUGGAAGAGAUUUACAGGAACAAGAGCACAACCAAAAAAAAAGACAUUGACUUUUGUAGCCUCUCAAUAUUUAGAAUCUUACUUGUUGAAUACAGUUCAGAUUAUAGUACUUUAGGGGUGUAUGUGUGUACAGUAGGUAUUAAUUGUGUGUUUAGAUUGUGUGUAUGUGUUUGUAGGGGGAAUUAUUACAUGCAGUACAGAUGCAAGUGGGUAAAAGGAAAUACUGGUUUUUGAAAAAGAAAUAUUUUUGCAUAAUACAGGUACUGUAUGCUAUAGAAAAUCAUUCCACAAACUUGUAGAACAACGUUGGCCUUCAGAAAGAUCGCAAUCCACUGACCCCCACACAUCCACACAUUCUUAAUUCAUUCUUAAAUGGUGCCCUAGUGCACCAUUUUGGGACUGGGAUUUUAAAUUUAGAUUUAAAAUAAAUGAACAAUGCAAAACAAUAGUAAAUAUUACGACAAAAUUAUAAUGAACAUUGAAGAUUGUAGCCACAUUGUACUUUCUUGGAUCAUUGCAAAUGUACAACAAACUAUGCAGAUUGAUGACUUUAUCACCCCCCCCCCCCAGUUCUGUGGCAGAUCCAGCAGUGGGUGAAAAAUUUUCUAUUGAUUGAUGACGAACACAAUGCUAUAUCCCCGACGGCGAUUUUCUCUGACAACUUCAUAAAUCAGGAUGUAAAAAAGGCCAAAAAAGAAAGACACCUAAAAACUGAGUUUUUUUAGCCAGAUUGUAGUACCCCAGCUAUAGAACAGCUAUCCAUGCUCAGUGGCGUAACGCCUAUGCGCUCUUGUGUGGCGGUCCGCAUGGCCAUCGGCCCUUAGGGGCCCCUUUAGUACCCCUACCCAUGAGGGUCCAGUAGGGUCCUCGCUCUAUAGCAAACUGAUUGCCAAUGCCUUUGACAUAACAGCAUAAUGUGUCUCUGACAUCGUGGCAUACAGUGCCAGUGGGGUGGGGUGCGCAGCCGGCCAGCCAGUGCCACCCUACAUUUGUCAAAAUAAAAACAAAUUGAGAAAAAAUAUUCAAAUUUUAAGUCUGAAUGAGUGCCAUUUCCGGGCAUCUAGAUGUGCCAUAAUCAUAAUUUGCUUUGCGACUCCCCAGUAUAUAGAAAAGCCUAUAGGUUCUUGAUUAGACCUUUGUGACGCCCAUGAGAAGAAGGGUGUCUAAGGGAGGGGGAACAUAGCUCUUGUCGGGAGGAAGUCAUUUGUCGAGGAACACUGCUUUGAAAAAGCAUUUUUACCAUCUGAGAGUGUCAUUUCCGAGUGUCUAGAGGGUCCUAUUCUUAAAAUUUGCUCCAAAGGCCCUGGAUCCUUAGGAGGCACCUUCGGUUCCUCUAUAGGUAGUGUCCGGUAGGGCCCUUACUCUAUUGCACCCUGAUCCAAAAGGGCUUUGUUGAUACAUAACAGCGUAAUGUGUCACUGACAUCGACUGGACAUACAGUAUAUCAUAUUAGUCCAGUGGGUUUGGGUUGCCCAGCUGGCUCAGGACCCGCCUACAUUUGUAAACAUUUUUUUGAAAAUGGAGAUAAAAUAUUCAAAUUUGAAGUCUGAAUGAAUGCCAUUUCUGGGUAUCUAGAGGCAAAGAGUAUAAAACUGCAAGAGGUCCAACUGCCGGGGAUUCAUUGGAAUGCAAAAAGUACUUCCACGAAGGGGCGUGGUCAAAGGUUCAAGCAACGCAGACGCGUUUCUAAAUUAUGUGUAGGCGCCCCCUAUUUUGUGGCAGUAAUUUUAGCGUUCCAUUACCUGCAUACCUUGCUGCAUACAAAAUCAGGGCAGUCAGACCUCUUGCAGUUAAAAUUAUACUCUUUGCUAGAGGUACCAUAAUCAUAAUUUGCUUUGCGACUCCCAGGCUAAAGGUCCUUGAUUAAACCUUUGCGACGCCCGUGACGGGAGGGGUGUCUAAGGGAGGGGGAGCAUAGCUCCCUUAGGGAGGAAGUCAAUAAUUUUUUCGAGGAACACUGCCUUGAAAAACCAUUUUUACCAUAUGAGAGUGCCAUUUCCGAGCAUCUUGAGGGGCCUAUUCUUAAAAUUUGCUCACCUCAGCCCCAACCAUGGUGUGGCUGGGGUGGGUAUGGAUACUUAUCAGCCCCCCCCCCCCAAAUGAGAAAGUGGAUACGCUCUUGUCAUUCAUCAACAGAAUUGAGCUAGCUGAUUUUGGUGAUUUCUGUCAAGGGUUUGCGACCAACCAGAAUAUUUUGGUCACAACCCACAGUUUGCGGAAUGUUACUCUAAAACAUCAGCUCUGAAAAUAAACACCACUAGAACCGCUUUUGAAGCAUCUGAAUGUGUACUAGAGACCACUGGAUAGGUGUGAGUUUGGUAGGUGUGUUAGAUGGUUGUUGUUGUUAUGUCUAUAGAUGAUGUGUGUUUUGAUAAGUUUUGCUAUAACCUUGUUGAUUGUUUUGUAUAUUUAGACUAUAACCAUUAUAGUAUAUAAUAUUAUAUAAUGGAAAAAUGUAAUCUAUUACUAUAGUUACCUAAUGUACAUCUUUUAUAUUUCGACAUACAAGGUAGUAUGAGCAAAUGAAUGAUCACAAUGCAUUA